This is a messenger RNA of Dunckerocampus dactyliophorus (ringed pipefish), 2030 nucleotides long. RefSeq names its product protein FAM177B. Bases 1182 to 1649 code for a protein of 155 amino acids. The record is from RefSeq and is a predicted model, not a curated record. NCBI's taxonomy places the organism in Eukaryota, Metazoa, Chordata, Actinopteri, Syngnathiformes, Syngnathidae. The transcript has 4 exons.
AUAUUGCAAUCAUCAUUACUGGUAAGUACACAACAGUAACGGGUAUGAGGCUGCUAAAAUACAGGAAACUUAAUACAGGAGGGCGACAGAAAAAGGGCAAAAUAUGUGCACUUGGGAACAACGUACACUGUGCAUUAUGUCCUUUUUUAAGCGGAAGUGCGGGAAUUGGAACACAGCAACUGUCAAAAUAUGCACCCUUCAUGGGACACAGCUAAACUAUUUUUUUACUCACGCUUAUAAUAUUAUUAAAAACACAACUUUUAUUCUUACUUAAUUAUAAAAAUGCAAGUCUCUAAACAGUAUAUUCAAAGCGAAUCAACUCAAGUAACAGGAGUAGCAUUGCAGCUUCUCUGAACACUUUACGAUCAUCAUCGAGCCCCCGUUGCCGCCUCCCUAUUUUGAACCGGAAGUGUCAGUCGACGUUCAACAAAAAAAUGCGACAAAAAAAGUAAUGAUUUCAUAUAUGAUGUCACGUUUAAGGUAAUGACGUUAUUGUGACGUGACGACAUCGGCCGUACGAAAGCACUAAUUUACCGUUAACGUCACACAUGAAAGCUUUGCGUGCAACACACGUAGAGUGCUUGUAAUUACUCAAGAAAGACACCGGAUCUGAAUUCCAGCAGGUAAAUUGCUGCUUAAUAGUCCAUUUUUACGAUAACUACUAUUUGCUCCAUCAUUAGAAAUUCUGAUUAGCACGAAAACACUCCCACGGCCAGAUUACAAUUGUAAGUAUGUAAUUGUACUGAAGGACUGAUACUCCGCAAAGUUCAGUAUAAAAUACUAAUAUUCCUACGUGAUUUACCAGAUCGUUUUUUACUGACUCUUCGUAAGAAUGUGGAGUUUCUAACUUCCCAGUGCAACUAAAUGCAGCAUUUUUACAAAGGGUGGGGGGAUACUGCAAAUUGUAUAUCAAUCAGAUACCAAGUAAAUACUGGAAUACCAAUACCGGUCAUUUUUCAAAAUCUUUGAACGAUUUGGAGAUUUUGCCUUUUAAUUGUUGUUGGGUUAAAAUCCGAAUAAAACGCAGGACAUUUACGUGAGAAAUUUGGUAUCGCCAGUAUUGACCCUGAAUUUAGCUGCUAUCUGGUUGAUUCGACGAAGAUCAUUUGGCCCGAUGUUAACCAGUGACAUGCUAACAAUAAGGCAUCACGGUAACAGUGUGUCCCACGUCCUUCUUGCAGAUGACAGAUCCACAGGAACCAGAACAUGAGGCUGCUGGACUGUCCAAUCAGAAGAAAGUCAUCAUCUUCAGCAGCGGUGAAUCUUUGACUGACCGAGACAGUGACGACGAGGAGGAAGAAGAAGAACAGGAGGAAGAGGAGUCAUCAAAUGAAGAGGCUGCAGGGAUGUUCUCAGUCAGGAGCCUGGUUCAGCUAAUAGGAAGGCUGUCAUUAAUGACUUGCGAUUUUAUUGGGGGGAGACUAAGCUGCGCUCUCGGACUGAAUGCUUCCAAAUUCCAGUAUGCGAUAGACGGAUGUCAUCGUGAACUUGAGACCACGACAAGGCAAAGCGCAGAAGACCACACGGAAGAGGAGAAGGCGACCCCCGUCUCUCCAAGCACGAGAAGUGUUUUUCAUGAGGCGACAGGAGAUUGCUGCUGCUCUGAUGUCAGCCAAACCUGUGACGACACGGACAUGGCGGCCAUGUGAACGGAUGUUAUCAUUAGAUAUCGAAUUGAUACAGUAAAUCGGGUGUCCAAAAGUGCGGCUUGUUAUUUGUCAGCAUGCGGCAUGUUUGAAAAAUACAAUUAAACAAAGAAAACAAAAAAAAGCAAAAAGGCGUAAUGGAAAAAAGGUGAAAUGUUAAUACCAAUGUUUAAUCACCUAUAAUACAAAGCUGACAUGCUGGCUGUUUGUUCUUGAAUUAUAUAUAACAAUUUAGCCUGUUUAAAAAUAACAAAUAUAAAAAUGGCCCCCCGCACGUGUUGAUUUUCAAAUAAGUUCGGAUGUCUUCAACUCCUUUUCAGGCAUGUUGACUUGUGUAAAAGCAAACUGGUCAUGUACUUCAAUGUAAUUUGUUCACAUGUUCGG